AUGUUCUUCCCAGUUUCCGAUGUUUCCGCAUGGCAGACUGCCUGGGGAAUUUAUGUGAAGAUAACGAAUCGAAAUGAUUAUGCUGGUAGCGGAGUAGAAAUAGAAGGAGCAAUUGCGGGGAUCAAAUUCGUGAUCCGGUGCAUGAACUGGGAGCCAACUCCGUCCGAGAACUGGAAGGAAUCCUCACCAGGUAUCCGAGAGGGACGAUCGGUAUUCUGGUGA
This is a messenger RNA of Ambispora leptoticha, 222 nucleotides long. The record is from the annotation of a GenBank genome assembly. NCBI's taxonomy places the organism in Eukaryota, Fungi, Glomeromycota, Glomeromycetes, Archaeosporales, Ambisporaceae.